Messenger RNA from Volvox carteri f. nagariensis, 1209 nucleotides. RefSeq lists its product as uncharacterized. The transcript is spliced from 5 exons. Bases 1 to 1209 code for a protein of 402 amino acids. The record is from RefSeq and is a predicted model, not a curated record. NCBI's taxonomy places the organism in Eukaryota, Viridiplantae, Chlorophyta, Chlorophyceae, Chlamydomonadales, Volvocaceae.
AUGUCGGUCACCGAGUAUGUUAUACGCCUGACUAUUGUCUCGGCUCACGACCUACCGAAGACGGACCGUCUGUCGGAGAUUGAUCCUUAUAUUGUUAUUAACGUAAAUGGACAACAGUUCAAAACUGCUGUCAAGGAUAAUGACGAGAACCCGGUCUGGAACGAGACCUUCUAUCCACGGGUCCAAAGAGCCCCCGAAGGGUUGCUCAUGGGUACUUUGGAGCUGCAUCUAUACGAUGAAGACACGUUUUCCGAUUCUUAUGUCGCAAAGUACGGGUUCGACUUGGCGUCCUUGACUCCUGCCCACUUUAAUGAUCCCUUGACCUUCAAACUGGAGUACGUCAAGGACAAGUACAAAUCUCAAGGGAAGAACCCCACCAUCACCAUCAAGUUCGAGGGCCUGGUGCAAAGUUUCGCCUCGCUUCGCGCGAUGUUCUCCGCAAUGCCAGGUUUUCUGGCGAACGACCAGGAGCACGCCUGCUACAUUCCCAUUCAGGAAUCAGGCGGCCUGGUCUAUGUUGGCAUUGAGUAUGAGCGCUCUGGGAGGAUCGAUAUAAAGCUUUACGUGACACACGCCGGCGUGCGGCUGUUUCUGGAUAUGGUCGUUCUCUCCGGUAGACAGUACACGAAGGUCCGUCGGCGGCUGUACCGCGACGGCCGUGCCAUCUGCCCGGGCCUGAUAGCCUACGAGGAGCUCAAGCUGGACGAUGUGCCCAUCAACAUCGACUUCAACCAGCUGGGAGUGGUGGUGUUUGACGCCCAGCCGCUGUCCUCCACCAACGCCAAUGCGGUGGUCAGUGCACAUGGCUGGAAGGGAGCGCUGGACUUCUCGCAGGCUAGCAGGACGUUACGAGAUGUGGAGUUGGAUCACCACAAGCAGGAAAUCUACAUGGCCGUGGACCCCAACGAGACCAUGUUGCUGGUUGACUACGACAAGGACGACGCGGACAUCAAGCUAGCGGUGCUGGCCAACCCCGCCACGGCGGACAGGGGCUACGACCUCACCAUCCGGGGACAGAACGUCAACAAGAUGUCGGAGCUGUACGUGCCACCAGUGCCCAAAUUGGGGGGCCGAUUCCACGUAUCACGACUGUACGAGCUGGACGACUUACAGUACGGCACACGGUUCGAGGACAUUGAGAUCCACCGGUAUCAGCUCUCCAAUCCCAGGCAGUACACCAUUCAGGGCCUUACGCGCAUCAUGGGAUGA